CCCACUUUGUUCCAAUUCCAAAGAUAAUAAGUAUCAACUCAACUUCACAAGUCAAUUACUUAAACCAAAACCCAAACUAAAAAAAAAAGACAUGGCAUCGAAAGACCAGAAUUCCAACAGGCAAAAACGAUGGAGUCUCGAAGCAAUGACAGCACUUGUCACUGGUGGCACCAGAGGAAUCGGAUACGCCAUUGUUGAAGAGCUUGCUGAAUUUGGUGCGACGAUUUAUACAUGUUCGAGAAAUGGUUCUGAGCUUAAUGAAAGGUUGAAAGAAUGGGAGGCUAAAGGGUUUAAGGUGAAGGGAUCAGUUUGUGACUUGACUUCAAGAACUCAAAGAGAAGAACUUAUCAAAAAUGUCUCUUUAGAAUUUAAUGGAAAGCUUAAUAUCUUGAUAAACAACGCUGCAAUAACUAAACUGAAGCAUGCUUGUGAUCACACUGCUGAAGACUUGGAUGGAAUAGUGUCAGCAAACGUAGAAUCCCCUUAUCAUAUUUCCCAAUUAGCUUAUCCUCUUCUGAAAGCAUCUACAUCCGCAAACAUCGUUUUCAUCUCUUCUGUUGCUGGUGGCGUCGCCCUCCCUGCUCUCUCUGCUUAUGCUGCUUCCAAAGGUGCCAUAAAUCAACUUACAAAGAAUUUGGCGUGCGAGUGGGCCAAGGACAAUAUCUGUGUCAACGCCGUCGCACCUUUUGGUGUUAGGACCACCAUCAUCAAGCCCGAAGAGGUGGAGGUGUCAAUUCUGCAGAUGUUGGCGCCUUUGAUGGCUCGAACACAUGUGAACCGAAUAGCGGAAGCAGAUGAGAUUUCACCGCUGGUUGCAUUUCUGUGCCUUCCUGUUGCUUCUUACAUUACUGGUCAGGUUAUUUAUGUAGAUGGAGGCUUCACAGCAGGCUGCUACUAAUAAUUCCCAUAUUAAUUACUACUACAUGUUAUUUCUCUCCAAAGUUAAAUAAUCGUAUAAACUAUAAACUAUAAACUACAUUGU
Molecule: messenger RNA, 982 nt
Organism: Salvia splendens (bonfire salvia)
Lineage: Eukaryota; Viridiplantae; Streptophyta; Magnoliopsida; Lamiales; Lamiaceae
Product: tropinone reductase homolog
Exons: 5
Coding region: 92-898 (268 amino acids)
Molecular function (GO): oxidoreductase activity
Source: RefSeq, a predicted model, not a curated record